AUGGAGUAUCGUCGACGUCUCAUUCGUAUGCAAUUCAAGCGUGCAGUCGCCUACACUUUGUUGGCCGCCGGUCUUGUGUGGUUCAUGUCAGUUGAAGUAUUACACAGUGGCUUCUCCUCUAGCACCUACCUUGGUGACAGCGCAUGCAAUAAUCGAGAGCACCAUGGAGAGACAACGCCUUCUGUCCUGACCGGUCCGCCCCAUGGAAAUACUUCUUCUCCGUUGGCACCGUCGAGUGCGAUUGACACGUUUGCGGGCUACAAAUACAGAAACCACACGGCGUGCCAGAUAAGCUCGCUGGACCUUCACUUGCCUUCGUCGGCCGUGUGUCGAAACCGAACGGCUCUCUUGCAAGCCUUUUCUGGCGGCGGCAGAAUCGGGCUUGAUCGGCCCUACUUCCCCCUGGGCUGUGACAUACGCUGGUUCACCACCGAAGAGGCGUGCCAGAUCCUCUCACGCUUCGAGAAGGUGAUUGUCAUUGGCGACAGCAUGAUGAGACACGUAGUGGGCGCAAUGAACGUGCUCCUUCGUCGGGACCUUGGCUACGGCGCCGUCACAAACUGGAACUUUAACGAGGAGGAACUGAGAGACUGCUUCUGCAACCACCAGAUGGACGUCAAGUCCUGUUCGGUCCAGGGGAUUUUUUCCACAUCUUCUGUUCUCGAACACGACCCUUCGAGUCUAGCGUGUCCGCCCAACCAGCCCGUCGACCUGGUCAUCGAAAUGAUGCUCAAGUAUCCCCUGGACCCAGAGGAACUGGCGCGGUUCCGAGACCUGCUGUCCCCCCGAAAACCACACAAGCCAUACGCGUUCGUGUUCGGCCACGGCCUCUGGAACGACCUCGACCUCAAAGCGAGCAUGCACUGGCUGGACGGCAUUCUGGAAGAAACAAUCAAACAAUCGCCUUACUAUACUCGCUACGCGAGCGGUUCGGGGCCCCCGUUCUGGCCACGGCUGUUUGUCACGCCCAACGCCGCCGGGCCACAGAAACCAGACCAGUGGCUCGUGAGUCAGGGAAACAAAGCCCUGAUGGUGUUUGAAGAGAGCGUCCACGUCGAAGCCGGCAAGCGCGGCGUCGAGACCCUGGGAACGUGGAAUAUGAGUAUCCAGGCGACAAAGUACGACGGUGUCCACUUGGACCUGAAGGGGAAUCUGAUCAAGGCCAUGGGCGUGUUGAACUGGUUGUCCAUGCUGGACAUUGACGCUUGGUGA
Molecule: messenger RNA, 1212 nt
Organism: Exophiala spinifera
Lineage: Eukaryota; Fungi; Ascomycota; Eurotiomycetes; Chaetothyriales; Herpotrichiellaceae
Exons: 3
Coding region: 1-1212 (403 amino acids)
Source: RefSeq, a predicted model, not a curated record